Molecule: messenger RNA, 2259 nt
Organism: Austrofundulus limnaeus
Lineage: Eukaryota; Metazoa; Chordata; Actinopteri; Cyprinodontiformes; Rivulidae
Gene: lratd2a
Product: LRAT domain containing 2a
Exons: 1
Coding region: 462-1307 (281 amino acids)
Source: RefSeq, a predicted model, not a curated record
UUUUCAGGGGUAGAGGCKUUGAAGGCGGUGGCAGAAAAAUUACGCGCACUUCCGCUUUAAAGCUGCGUCCUGCUGCUGAGAGACUCUCUGCUGAGCCUCGGAUCAGAUCCGCCUUCAGCCCGGGACCAGGCAGCUAGAUCUAGUUUGCCACUCUGUGAGCCUACUGUCAGGAGUUGGAUAAAAAAAAAAAAAGGCUCUGUGAGACAUUUACGCACGGAAACAGCAGCUGAGGCUCCACCUGAGCUCCGAGACCACUUUGUAUUCUCCUCCCAGCCUCCACUUGUUGAUGGGAGCACCGGGAGGUUUCCUGAAAGCAGCCACUCAGACGGAGCCGUUCUUUAUGCGUAAUUUGGAUGAAACCCUGUCCGACGGGCAGGGCGCAGGGAGGGUGUUUGGUGACAGAUGGUGACCGGUAACGGCGUCGGAUUACACAGGCGGGCUGCUGCCAGGUAAGCAGCGGAAUGGGGAACCAGAUGGACAGGCUGUCACAUUUAAGUUACGCGGAAGUUCCCACGGUGGACCCGAACGGCCUGGACACGGACGACGGUCCGAGGAUCGGCGUCUCCUACAUCUUUUCCAGCGACGACGACGAGCUGGAGGACGGCUGCGCGGCGGACGGGAGGGACAAAGAGYCGAACGAGGAAGAGAAACACUACGAUCCGCGCGACGAGGUGGAGUGCGCCGUCUACAACCGCGAGGAGUGCGUGUACGAGAAGAGCGCCAAGUGCGCAAACCUGGAGGUCUACUCUCCGGAGAACCUGCUGAACAAGUGCAAAGCGGGAGACUUGGUGGAGUUCGUGGCUUCGGGUCAGUACCCGCACUGGGCUGUGUACGUGGGGGACUUCCAGGUGGUGCACCUGCACAGAGCCGAGGUGAAGAACAGCUUCCUGACUGAUGCCAGUCAGGGGAGGAGGUGUCGGGUCGUCAACGACCUGUACAGGUUCAAAGCCCUCGGUCCGGACAUGGUGGUGCAGAACGCCAUGGAGCAGGUGGGACUCAAGGACCGAGAGCUGAGCUGGAGGAACUCGGAGAGCUUCGCAGCCUGGUGCCGGUUCGGCAAGAGGGAGUUCAAGAUGGGAGGGGAGAUACGGAUCGGCAAGCAGCCGUACAGGCUGAAGAUCUCCCUGUCGGACAAGCACGCGCACCUGCUGGAGUUCCAGAGCCUGGAGGACGUGAUCAUGGAGAAGAGGAGGAACGACCAUCUGGGGAGGACAGCAGUGAUGCAGGAGCUGAGCUCACAUUUCACGCGCGCGGAGGAGAGGAAGACUGAGCCUGGAUCCUCUGAAGGAUCUCUGCAGCUUGAGUAGCCUUUACUGAACAACACCUGUUACACUGUCCUCCUUAAAGGGAUAGUUCAGAUCUUCUAAAGUGGGGUGCUGUGGAAAAUUUAUCAACAGUAAAUAUCUUAUCUGCUGUAGAUAACUCUUUGAACUCUUAAAUUUGGGAGUUUGAAGGUCCUGGUAAAGUCAUAAAGACCAAACAAAAAUCAUCACRACAUUUGUCUCAUUCUGAUGUGACCUUAAAUUAAACAUUUAUAAGCAAAAUAUGAAAAAAGAGAACUGAAAAAAGACAUCUGACAUAUUUGUUUACAUAUAAGCCUCAGUGGUGUGACUCAAGCUUUCAUGUGGUUUUAGGUAGAUUCCUUUAUACUUUGUUUACAUUCAGUGUGGACCCGCAUUUCAGAAUUGCAUCUAUAAAGCUAAGUGUCACCGUUUCAUACAGUUAUGAACAUUUUUAUAUUUGAUUUCAUUCUUGACAAUCAGUAGCUUUAGGUUUUUUUUUUAUAAAAAUCAUGUGACCAAAAUGGAUCGCUGCCGAAAUUUCAAAAGAUUUCAUGUAAGUUUGUGCAUUUUGUUUCUAAAUGUUAAAACUUCCACUUAAUUUCACACCAUUAUUUUGRCAGAUGCAUUUUAAAGUUUAUUGGGAAGGCAAGCUGCUGCUAUUUGCUCUUGCAGAUAACAACASAGUUCUGUGUAAAUAACUGUAAGUAUUAAGCAGCUGGAUCAGGUGCCUCACAGCUGAAGGAGCUUUAGUGUUGAAAUAGCUGCUAUAAAUAUGAGAGAUGAAUUUUUCAUACAUUUCUCAACAAAACCCUCAAUGUAGAAGAUCUGAGCUGUCCCUUUAUUCUGUAGCAAUCAUUUAUUUUGGCUGUAGUYGGAACAUCUGAUUUUUUGAUUCAUGUUUUUACAAGGUCAUCRUUUUAUUGCCUUAAAGUCACAAUCCUUCACAUUCCAAUUAAACCAUCUGAGAUUAAGUCAA